AUGUUGGUUCCGGCCGACAUGCUGACCGCUCAGUCGAAAAUGCUCUAUCAAAUUAACAAGUAUUACGGCGAGCGGGUGCAAAAUCGCAUGGGCAGCAUAGCGAAAACGAUACGCGAAGUGUGUAAGGUUGUGCAGGAUGUAUUGAAGGAAGUGGAGGUGCAGGAGCCGCGGUUUAUAUCGUCUCUGACCGAGUGCAACGGGAGAUACGAGGGUUUGGAGGUGAUCUCGCCUAUCGAGUUCGAAGUGGUGCUCUACCUCAAUCAAAUGGGUGUAUUUAAUUUCGUGGACGACGGUACGUUGCCCGGUUGUGCUGUGCUGAAGCUGAGCGACGGCAGGAAGAGGUCGAUGUCGCUUUGGGUGGAGUUUAUCACGGCAUCGGGAUACCUGUCCGCUCGGAAGAUUCGAUCCAGGUUUCAGACGCUAGUCGCGCAAGCGUGCGACAAAUGUUCCUACAGGGAUUCGGUCAAGAUGAUCGCCGACACCACGGAAGUUAAGCUUCGCAUUCGUGACAGGUUUAUAGUGCAAAUUACACCCGCGUUCAAGUGCUCCGGGGUAUGGCCGAGGUCGGCGGCUCAUUGGCCGUUACCCCAUAUCCCAUGGCCUCACCCCAGCCUCGUCGCCGAAGUGAAAACGGAAGGUUUCGAUCUCUUGAGCAAGGAAAGCAUUGCCGCGCAAGGCAAGCAAUCGGCAAUGGAAGGAGACGCAUGGGUCCUGUCGUUUUUAGAGGCGGAAAAUAGGCUCCUCCAAGGAGGCUGCCGGAGACGGUGUUUGAGUAUACUCAAAACGUUGCGGGACAGACAUUUGGACUUGCCGGGUAAUCCCGUCAGCAGUUACCAUUUGAAAACGCUAUUGCUAUACGAGUGCGAAAAACAUCCCAGGGAAUCGGAAUGGGACGAGUCAUGUAUAGCUGACCGAAUCAACGGUAUUUACCUGCAACUGAUAUCGUGUUUGCAAUGCCGCAGGUGUCCGCACUAUUUCAUACCGAAUUUGGACUUAUUUAGGGGUAAAUCGCCGAGUGCGUUGGAAAACGCGGCCAAACAAGUGUGGAGGUUAACCAGGGAACUAUUAACGAACAGUCGAUGUCUAGAAAAACUUUAGAGCAAAUUAAAUGAACCAACGUGAAUAAAUUAGAUCAGUAAUUAUGCCGUACUAUAUAACGCGUUUGCUUAUUUAAACAAAUUAGUGGUCAUUGUACAUAGUAAUGUGAGAUAUUUUCCCGCUAUAAAGAGGCUGAAACGUUCCGAACGUGUUAAAGUUCUAUAAGACUGUGUUACUAUUGUAUGUAUAUGUUGUUAUGCCGAUUUAUUUAUAAUGUAACGAUUAUCGUUUAUUUAUUUAUAUACAAAUAAAUGUUUUACGCUGCCGGAGAAAGUUAUUUUAUGUGGAAGAUGGUUUACAAAUUGCCGAAUGAAACAUUUUAUGCAGACAAUUGCGUACCUACGUCUGUGUGUCUGUAGGUACAUAAAUUAAAAUUGAAAUACUACAUACAACCCGCACUUUGGCUUUGAAAAAAAAUCCCCGGUUUGCAAUAAAUAAUAAUUUUUGUUACAUAAGUAUCAGCCAAAUCUUUAAAAAAUAAGGUAUUUUUAAAAAUAAAAUUAAAUA
Molecule: messenger RNA, 1605 nt
Organism: Cylas formicarius (sweet potato weevil)
Lineage: Eukaryota; Metazoa; Arthropoda; Insecta; Coleoptera; Brentidae
Product: protein mab-21-like
Exons: 1
Coding region: 1-1098 (365 amino acids)
Source: RefSeq, a predicted model, not a curated record